AUGGCUGGAGGCGUCAAGAAACCCGUCAACAUCUUCAAAUUGAAGGAUUUGGGAGAGCCCAAGAACGUCUUCAAUUGGCGAUUAUGGUUCGCCGUCAUCUCCUUUGGUCUCCUCGGCGCAGCCCGGGGAGUUGACGAGGGUCUCAUCUCGGGCGCGUUCGGUUCCAAGGAUUUUCAGAGGACAAUCAACUAUUCUUCAUAUAGCGAUAUCGAGAAGACUAAUAUUAAGGCUAAUGUAUCCUCUAUGGUCCAGAUUGGCUCUGUUGGCGGUGCUUUGUUCGCCUUCGUUAUUUGCGAUCGCAUCGGUAGAAUAUGGGCUACACGCCAGCUCUGCGUCUUAUGGAUUUUGGGUAUUGCAAUCUUUAUGGGCAAUGGUGGCAAUCUUGGAGCUGUUUACGCCGGACGAUUUAUCGCAGGUCUCGGAGUUGGCCAGACCCCUGUUGUUGGUCCUAUUUACGUAUGUCAGAACUUACUUUCAUCCUCCAUCUUCCAUUUAAGAAUCGUCUUUUCGAAUCUUCCUAUGUUGGCGAUUAUUAGGAGACCUUCCAGGAUCAUUGCCGAAAUUGCGCCAGCCUCCAUUCGUGGCCUGUGUACUUGUAUCUUCACUGGUUUCGUGUAUGUAGGCAUUGUCCUCGCUUACUUCACCAACUACGGUGCCCAAAUCAACCUAGGCGAUUCUACUCACGUUCGAUGGCUCGCACCUACAAGCUUGCACAUCAUUUUUGCUGGGCUCAUUUUCAUUUUGACGUUUUUCCAGUAUGAGUCGCCACGUUUCCUCAUCAAGCAGGGAAAACAUGACGAAGCUACUGAGACAAUGGCUCACAUCCGCCAUUUGGCAGUGGAUGACCCCUAUGUUCUCUCGGAGAUACAGGCCAUUAGGACCGCACACGAGGAAGAACUUGAAGCUACCAUGGGAUCUAGCUGGUACGGAGUCUUGAAGGAGAUGUUCCUAAUCCCUAGCAACCUCUACCGCCUAUACCUUAGUGCUAUGGUUCAGUUUCUGUCUCAAUGGUCCGGGGCUGGGUCUAUCACCUUAUACGCGCCCGAUCUUUUCAAAAUCCUCGGUAUCACUGGCCAGAACGAGUCCCUUCUAGUCACCGGCGUAUUCGGUAUCGUCAAGUUCGUGUCGGCCGUCAUAUGGAUAACAUUACAGGCAAUUGCCAUGAUUUAUGUGGCUGGGUUUCUGACGGCGGUCCCGGAGCUGGGAGUAGACGAGAGUUAUGUGCUACCAGCAGCUGAAGCAAGUGCCAGUCGUGGCGCUAUCGCCAUGAUCUAUAUAUCAGGAUGCGGUUGGGCACUUGGCUGGAACUCGAUGCAAUACCUCCUAACGGCAGAGCUUUUCCCUUUGCGCAUCCGCGCCCUUUCUACUUCUAUCGUGAUGACGCUACAUUUCGCAAACCAAUACGGCAACUCACGCGCUGUGCCUAAUAUGCUACUGCCCACAGCCCAGGGAGGUAUUUCGCCCAUGGGUACAUUCUGGUCCUUCGCGGCCAUUACCAUUGUUGGUGGUCUAUGGGUCUGGUUUUUCGUCCCUGAGACUGGAGGCCGUUCACUUGAAAGUAUGGAUCGUCUGUUUGAACUGCCAUGGUAUAAGAUCGGGCGUCGCGGUAAUGCGGAUGCUGACCUCAAAGACGAGGCCUUUAAUGAGAAGGCGGGUAUGGGCGGCGGAGGUAGAUCAAGUCGAAGUGGUCGAUGA
Daldinia childiae is the source of this 1695-nucleotide messenger RNA. Its product is annotated as Quinate permease. The record is from RefSeq and is a predicted model, not a curated record. Gene Ontology annotation, biological process: carbohydrate transport; transmembrane transport. The coding region runs from base 1 to 1695 and encodes 564 amino acids. Gene Ontology annotation, molecular function: carbohydrate:proton symporter activity. NCBI's taxonomy places the organism in Eukaryota, Fungi, Ascomycota, Sordariomycetes, Xylariales, Hypoxylaceae. Gene Ontology annotation, cellular component: membrane. The transcript has 6 exons.